Messenger RNA from Prorocentrum cordatum, 2451 nucleotides. NCBI's taxonomy places the organism in Eukaryota, Dinophyceae, Prorocentrales, Prorocentraceae. The record is from the annotation of a GenBank genome assembly.
AUGGACGAGGACCUGGUGGACGACACGGAGACCAUGUCCACGGGGACGUUCUCGGUGGAUCCGAGGCGCGGGACCGUCUUCCUGGCCGCCCUGGCGCCCACGCGGUAUGCGGGCGGCGUGCACGGCCUGGAGCUGCUGCUGGCGCUGGCGCCGGACACGCUGGUGGUUCGCGUGAAGGAGGGCCCCGACGCCGCCCCGCGGUGCCUGAGGCUGCCGGUGAGCGCGGAGGCGCUGGGCGACUCCGCCGGGGCGUCUUCCGCCCAGGCCGCGGGCGACUUCCAGGGCGUCGAGGCCGUCGGGGCGCAGACGGACUGCAACCUGUUCCAGUUCCGCCCGCCGUGCGACUUCGGCGCCUGCGGGUCGGUCAAGCUAUGGCACUCGUCCAGGAGGCAGGUGAUCUGCGGUCUGGAGACGCUGUCGCGCGGCGAGGGCGCGCAGGCGGCGAUGGCGGCCGGGGCGCACCUGAGCCUGGCGGACCUGGCCACGUGCAGGGACCUGGCCGGGGGGGACGGCGAGGCACCACCUACGCCGACGAUGCCAGCCGCGUGGACACAGGAUGGGAAGUGCAUACUAGGACCUGGGAGUCAGCGACUUCUUAAGGAGGACGAUACUGCGCAGGGUUCGUAUCCAGAUGACAUGCGGGCGGCGGACUGUUGGAGUGCAUGUGUUGCUCGUGGGAGUUACGGAUGCUGCCGUAUCAAUUACGAUUGGACUCCGGCGCGCUGUCAUUGGGACCCGACUGGGAUGACCUCCACCCCAACGACAGGCUCUGCGCACUGGGCAUCCAACAUUCAGGCGGAGCCAGGGGACAAUCCGAUCGGCUGCGAGGUCUACGCCAGCAACGCGUCCUGGUGCGACGAGCCCGGCAGGGACCUGGAGGGCGCGGCCGCCGACAAGUGCUGCGCCUGCGGCGGCGGCGAGCCGCCCCACGACCUGGGCGCGGCGGGCGCGGGCGGGGCCCUGCUGGAGGACGCGUCCUGCCUGCCCGCCGACGGCGCGGAGGCGCCCUGGCUCUCCCUGGACGCCCUGGCCGUGCCGCCCCCAGGGCCCGGCGCCGAGCCCGCCGUGGCCGUGGUCUCCGCCGUGGUGCAGGGCGCGGAUGCGCUGGGGCUGCUGCCGGCGCCCGCGCGGGCGGUCCUGUCGCGGAUGAUACUGACCCUGCCGCUGCCGAAGGCUCCUACAGCGACGCCUGCAACACCGAUGGAGGAUGUUGUUCUCAGGAUCGCGAACGCGGGCUUCACUGGAUGGCGUCCAAACGUGGCGGAGGUCAAGUUCUACAGCGACCAGCUGUGCACAAAGAGGGUCACUCGAGAGCGCUUGCACAAUAGCUCGGGUUGGAAUCACGCGCCGGGUCAGAAAAAGUACACCCCGGACCUCGCGAUUGAUGGAAGUGAGGCUGCUCAAUCACAUUGGCGCCCUCAGUGCUCUUCAUGUCAGCCUGAUGAGGCUUGGAUCGAGUUUGCCUUUAAGCCAUCCACUGUCAUUCAGUGCAUCGAAGCCAACAACCUCGGUAAGGGAUCAGGUGGGGGAAAGCACUGGGAUGGCGGCAUUCGGGUGUAUAACGUCACAGACCAGAUCUACAGGGACGGUGCUCGUCAAGUGGUGGUCGGAUAUGCCGAGGGCAACACGUUCAUCUUGGAGGAGGAGCGCGGGCCUACGACGGCCACUCUCACGACCUCCGUGGUGGAGGCCCCCGCGGUCGACAUCUUCAGCGAAGACCUGAAGGCGUUCUCGUUCCUGUACGCGUCGGAGUACACGGAGCGCUCGCCCAAGAGAGACGGGGCCACCCCGAACCGGCCGCACCUGGGUCCGCGGGCGGACAGCGUGGGCACCGUGCAGGCGCCCGGCGGGGGCCCCGACGGCACGGCCACCGCGGUGGGCUUCCUGCCGAGCGACGGGCUGGCGAGGCUCGGGCAGGCCAGGGCCGCGUGGCUCGCGGAGCACCACUGCAGGCACCUCUCCCUGGUCUACCCGCGGGCGCCCCGGCGCGCGCCCUCGAACUUCAACCUGGCCGCCGCGUGGGCCGCGGGCGCGCAGCUGGCCGCACUGGCGCUCGGGGGCCCAGCAGAGGGCGCCCCGCUGGUGCAGGCCGGCCGGUUCGCCCACGAGAACGGCGGCUGCGGCUACGUGCUGAAGCCCGAGUGCAUGCGCGGGGACUCGGUCGAAGCGCCGAAGGCGCUGGAGCUGAAGCUCCGGGUGCUGGGCGCCAGGGCCCUCCCCAGCUGCGAGGGGCCGCUCUUCUCCAGGGCCCCCGGAGCCAGGAAUCCAGAGCUCGUCCGAGGCUGCCCAGAGCCAGGCCCCACGGCGCCCCCGGCCGGGCUUGCGCGGCUGGGCUCCGUGUCCUCGCCGUCCGCCACGGAAGCUGGGCCGCAGGCGUUGCUCGUGGAAGAGGCGUGCAUCUCCAAGGCUCUCAGCCAGGCGUCGACCUGGUGGGCGGGGGCUGAGAGCUGA